AUGGUGGAUACGGGGUCGAGUGUGAAUGUUAUGUACCUAGACGUCUUCCGAAAGCUUCAGUUAGAUCGGUCCCAGUUAAUGCCUGUCAGGACACCGCUCUCAGGUUUUACAGGAGCAAUGGUCCAUCCGGAAGGAGUCGUCCGCCUGCCCGUAGAGGUUGGGACCGUCCCGAGAGUGCUCCAGGUGACCAUGGAGUUCGUCGUCGUUGACUUGGCGUGCGUUCAUAACGCCAUCUUAGGCAGGCCGGGGAUAUCGCAGCUCGGCGCGAUAAUAUCAAUGUCGCACCUAUGUAUGAAAUUCCAGACUCCGGAAGGUGUAGGCACGGUCAGAGGAGACCCCCAAUCGGCGAGGCGAUGCUAUGUCCGGGCUGUACAGAAACAAGAUACCAGCACGUCUCGGGUGAACACCAUCAAUAAGAAGGGAGACGCCCGAGUCGAACGUCCCGAACCGUCGGAAGAGGUCGAGUUGGUACCGCUAUCGGACUCUCAACCGGAACGUACUGUGAAGAUUGGCUCGGCCUUAUCGCCAGAUUUACGGACCGCAAUCAUCGUCGUCCUUCGGGAAUACGCCGACAUCUUGGCCUGGGGACCGGAAGAUAUGCCUGGGAUCGACCGCCAGACAAUAUGCCAUAGGUUAGCCGUACGCCCGGGCUCCCGACCGGUCAAGCAGAAGCAGAGACACCUGGCGUCCGACCGACGAGAGUUCGUCCGCUCCGAAACGAAAUCUUUGGUAGCGGCCGGACACAUACGGGAGGUUCACUACCCCGAGUGGUUAGCAAACGUAGUUCUCGUCCCUAAACCCCCAGCCUGGAGGAUGUGCGUGGAUUAUACGGACCUCAACAAGGCGUGCCCGCUAGACCCGUUCCCUUUCCCGAGUAUCCACCAGAUGGUCGACGAGACCGCAGGCGCCGAGCUCUUAAGUUUUAUGGACGCUUUCAAGGGCUAUCACCAGGUGAUGAUGGCCGAAGAGGACGAAGCCAAGACAGCAUUCAUUACUCCAGACGGUCUAUACUGCUACCGAGUUAUGCCGUUCGGUCUCCGCAAUGCCGGUGCAACUUACCAGAGAAUGGUGAACACCUUGUUCGGAGAGCUGAUCGGUAAAACGAUGGAGGCCUACAUCGAUGACAUGCUGGUAAAGAGUAAAGAUAAGUAUGACCAUGCGUCCGACCUGAGACGGAGCUUUGAGAUCAUGAGAUAUAACCGGCUGAGACUCAAUCCGGCCAAAUGUACUUUCGCAGUCCAGACCGGGAAGUUUCUCGGGUUUAUGAUGACAAGGAGAGGAAUCGAGCCGAACCCCGCGAAAGUGAAGGCGAUAAUCGACAUGAGGCCGCCGGCCACGGUUAGAGAAGUUCAACAGCUGACUGGUCGAUUGGCCGCCUUGAGCCGCUUCCUCUCGACACUUGUUGAGCGGGCACACCCGUUCUUCCAGACACUGAAGAAGACAUCCGCCUUCAUGUGGACUGAUGAGUGUCAACGGGCUUUCGAAAGUUUGAAAGAGUACUUGGCCUCACCGAUAGUGUUGUCCAGGCCGGAACCUGGUGAAGAGUUGCAGAUUUAUCUCUCCGCAUCAGACCGCGCUAUCAGCGCAGUGCUAUGCCGAACCGACCCUGAAGGGGUGCAACGCCCGGUUUAUUACAUCAGCCACGCUCUCCAGGGCCCUGAACUGCGGUAUACCCGGCUGGAGAAGGUCGUAUUCGCGUUGUACACGACCGCUAAGAAGUUAACGCCAUACUUUCAAGGCCGGGUGAUCCGGGUGCUCACCGAUCAACCGAUAGGGGCCAUACUCCGGACGACCACUUCCUCCGGUCGGUUAAUUAAAUGGGCAAUGAUGUUGACCCAGUUCGCAAUCGAAUACACGCCGAGACCGGCCAUCAAAGGACAAGCCGUAGCAGAUUUCGUCGUAGAAUGUUCAGCACGUGACAGCACCACCCCGGUGACCUCCGACACUGCCCCGGUGGAAUGGGAAAUUGCAACAGAUGGGUCAAGCUGCAAGCAGGGCGCCGGCGCUGGUAUAGUUCUUACCAGCCCGAAGGGCUUCAAAGUUUACUACGCCCUGUCGCUUGCUUUCUCACCGACCAACAAUGAAGCGGAGUACGAGGCCUUCAUAGCCGGCCUGCGGCGCGCCCGCUCUCUGGGGGCUUGGCAUGUGAGGAUCCGGACUGACUCAGCCCUAGUCGUCGGACAGGUCACCGGCGCUUUCGAAACAAAAGGGGAACGGCUAGCCCGGUACCGCGACUAUUUCGAAACAAAAGGGGAACGGCUAGCCCGGUACCGCGACUACGCUUUAUCCAUUAUGGGAUCGUUCGACGCUUGCAUAGCCGAGCACAUUCCCAUUAUGGGAUCGUUCGACGCUUGCAUAGCCGAGCACAUUCCGCGGGCCGAGAAUGCGGAUGCGGACAUGUUAUCCCGACUAUCACACGAGGCUCCGGAAUAUAUAUCGAAGGUCGCCCGGGUGGAAGAGCUGCAGACCGCUUGCGUGGAUGCGCUUCCUGUGAUACCGGUCGAUGCGGAAACGGAUGAUUGGAUCGCCGACCUCCGUUCAUUUUUAGAGACCGGGACCUUACCAGAGAAUGAGCAGAGGGCCAGGAAAGUAAAGCUGCGAGCUCCCCGUUUCCAGAUAGUCGACAAUCGCCUUUACCGGCGGUCUUAUGGAGGGCCGCUGAUGAGAUGUCUAACCCGCUUUGAGGCCAAACUCGUGAUGGCCGAGCUGCAUUCCGGACUUUGCUCUGCCCAUCAGGGGGGCCGGGCCUUGGCAAGAAGAAUAAUGCUGAUCGGCUAUUAUUGGCCAUCGAUCCAAUUAGACUGUGAGUCACUAGCAAAGUCGUGCGAAUCCUGUCAACUUUACGCCCGGGUCCCAGGCAGGCCGGCCACCUUCUAUCAUCCGGUCAGUUCUGCAAUACAAGGCCGAACCACUAGCGACGAUUACAUCUCAGCAGUGCGCUCGGUUUAUAUGGCGAAACGUGAUCUCCCGCUUUGGAGUUCCAGUUCAGUUGGUGACCGACAACAGAAGACAGUUCGAGAACGAGUAUUUCCAAAAUUUCUUAGCAACGGUGGGCACCAGGUCGCUCCGUUCUUCCGUAGCAUAUCCUCAAGGGAACGGUCAAGUGGAGAAUGCGAACCGAACCAUCCUGGAAGGACUGAAAAAGAAGUUGCACUCGGCCGGACGAAGCUGGGCAGACGAGCUCCCGUACAUCUUGUGGUCGUACCGGACUACGCCNACGUGAUCUCCCGCUUUGGAGUUCCAGUUCAGUUGGUGACCGACAACAGAAGACAGUUCGAGAACGAGUAUUUCCAAAAUUUCUUAGCAACGGUGGGCACCAGGUCGCUCCGUUCUUCCGUAGCAUAUCCUCAAGGGAACGGUCAAGUGGAGAACGCGAACCGAACCAUCCUGGAAGGGCUGAAAAAGAAGUUGCACUCGGCCGGACGAAGCUGGGCAGACGAGCUCCCGUACAUCUUGUGGUCGUACCGGACUACGCCCCGGGAGGCCACGAAGGAAACGCCUUUCGCACUAGUUUAUGGCGCCGAAGCCCGCCUGCCAGUGGAAGCGUGGAUACCGACCUCUAGAGAGCGGAGCUAUGAUGAGAACGGCAAUGACUCCUUGAUAAUCACCGGGUUGGAUUCUGUGGAAGAGAGGAGAGAGGUCGCAGCCCGGAGGGUCGAAGAAUAUCAAAAGAAAUUGAAAGCAUACCGCGACCCUAAAGUGCGCCCCCGCUACUUUCAGGUAGGGGAUUACGUGCUGAGAGAGAGACAGGCCAGCAAACCGCUAGAGAGCGGGAAAUUGGCCCAGAGCUGGGAAGGUCCCUACGUCGUUUCGGCCGUGGUGAGACCGGGGACCUACCGGCUCGAAACCACCACUGGCAAACCGGUCGACCGCUUUUGGAAUUCCCAGCAUUUGGUCCAUUUUUAUCAAUAG
This is a messenger RNA of Ipomoea triloba (trilobed morning glory), 3912 nucleotides long. RefSeq lists its product as uncharacterized. The transcript is spliced from 2 exons. Bases 1 to 3912 code for a protein of 1303 amino acids. Lineage: Eukaryota; Viridiplantae; Streptophyta; Magnoliopsida; Solanales; Convolvulaceae. The record is from RefSeq and is a predicted model, not a curated record. Gene Ontology annotation, biological process: DNA integration. Gene Ontology annotation, molecular function: RNA-DNA hybrid ribonuclease activity; nucleic acid binding.